Molecule: messenger RNA, 2425 nt
Organism: Achroia grisella
Lineage: Eukaryota; Metazoa; Arthropoda; Insecta; Lepidoptera; Pyralidae
Product: RNA-binding protein 28-like
Exons: 11
Coding region: 110-2356 (748 amino acids)
Molecular function (GO): RNA binding
Source: RefSeq, a predicted model, not a curated record
GGAUAACCUCUUAAUUUGUUUACAUUUUGUAGGUUAUGUCUACUCGUUUUUAAUGUAAAAUUUAAAUUAUUAAUCUAUAAUCAGAAUUUCUUGUAUUUGAAAGCUGCAAAUGGCUCCAGACAGUAUGGAAGUGGAAGUAACUGAUAAUACAAAGUACAAAGAUGGUGUAAAUAGGAACGCCAGGCUGAUCGUCAGAAAUAUAUCAUUCAAAGCCACUGAAGAUUCUCUGAAAGAUCAUUUCUCUCAAUAUGGGACUGUUGAAGAGGUGAAACUUUUGAGGAAACCUGAUGGGAGGCUGGUUGGGUGUGGUUUUGUACAUUAUACACAUGUACCUAUGGCUAAUGAAGCCAUAAUUGCAACUAACAAAAAACCUUUCUUAGAACGUCCCAUUUAUGUAUCAUGGGCAGUUGCAAAGCACAAAUACACAGAAGAAGCAGAUGAGAAGAAACCGAAAAAAGAAUUCAGUAAUUCAACAUCCGAAGACUUCACUAUUGUGAAGAAAGAAGAAUCAGGCUUAGAAAAUGAUAAAGGAGCAAAGGAAGGCAACAAAAGCAGGAUAAACAAUAAUGCUCGACUCAUAGUUCGUAAUGUCUCUUUCAAAGCUACAGAAGAAACAUUGAAAGAACAUUUUGAACCAUAUGGGUCUUUAUUAGAAGUGAAAUUGCUGAAGAAACCAGAUGGGAAAUUAGUUGGUUGUGCUUUUGUGCAUUUUAAGAAUGUACCGAUGGCAAAGAAGGCACUAUUGAGUACAAAUAUGAAACCUUUCUUAGGUCGUCCAAUAUCCGUGGAUUGGGCAGUUGCGAAGAACAAGUACAUGCAGCACAUAGUAAACCAGCAAUUGGAGAUGCAGGAAGAUGUAAAGAAAGAAGACUCUGACUCUGAUGAUGAUGGACAGCCUCUGAACAUAUCAAAUGAUGAUUUGAAGCAGGAAAUUAAAAGUGAGUCAGAUGAAGAUACUGCGGAAGAUAAAAAUUCAGAUAACGACAGUGAGUCUGAAAAUAAUGAAUCUGACGCAGAAGAUGCUAGUGAUGAUGAUGACGAUGAUAGAGAAGAUGACUCAGAUAUGGAUGAUCAGCAAAGCGAGACCAGCAUGGUGCCAGCCAAGCAACGAACAAAACUAAAUGAUGCAGAAGAUGGGUGUACGGUGUUCAUAGUAAACAUACCAUUCUCCAUAGAGAAUGACCAACUGAAGCAGUUUGCAGAACAAACUGGUCCUGUCAAGUAUGCACUUGUAUGUGUCGACAAAAUGACGGAGCACUCUAAAGGAACUGGAUUCGUAAAGUUUGUUAACAAAGAAGAUGCAGACAAGUUUCUAUCUCUCUCUGCAGACCAGCUCCGUCUUGAAGGCCAAGUGUUGCAAGUGAAGCCGGCGCUCAAGAGGGAGAACCUACAGAAGGGUGAUAAGAAACAACCCAAGGAUAAUAGGAACUUGUAUCUUGUUAAAGAAGGAGUGGUGGUGGCCGGAACUAAAGCAGCUGUGGGCGUGUCUGCCAGUGACAUGUCGAAGCGGCUUGCAUUGGAACGCAGCAAAACACAAAUGUUGAAGAAUUUGAAUAGAUUCGUAUCCCGCUAUCGGAUUGUUGUCUCGAAUUUGCCACCGAACUGUGACGAUGCGCGGCUGCGGCGACUGAGCGCGCAGGCAGCCGGCAACCGAGCCAUCAUCACCGAAGCCCGAGUCAUGAGGGACCUCAGAGCUGCGCCCGACAGGACUGGGAGGCAGCCAUCUAAAGGCUAUGGAUUCGUGAUGUUCAUGCGGCACGAGGACGCACUCAGCUGUCUCAGGAAACUCAACAAUAACCCUGAGAUUUUCGACGCCAAUAACCGACCCAUCGUAUCCUUCUCAAUUGAAGAUCGAACAGCUCUGAACGCAAGAAAGAAACGUCUAGAAAAAUCUAUCGCGAACAACCCGUUAGCAAACAACACAGACAACAAAAAAGGUAGAAAUAGGAAACGGAAAAUGGAACAGCCCGAUGAAAGUUAUAUGAAGAAACGAAAGUUUGACAAGAAAAAAGAAAGUAAUGGAUUUGAUAACAAAAUUAAUAAUACUAAUGUAAACGAAAACAGCGGUGGAAAAUACGUUAGAAGACCGCGAGAAGAUAUCAGUGAAUAUACAGGCUUGACUGCGAAAGAAGGAAGUCAGCAUAAGAUGAGGAGUAACCACAAACUAAAGAGUCAAGCGGAAGUCCAUAGACAAAAUGUAAAAUUGGAAAAGAAGAAAAAUAAAAGGAGUAUAAGGUUGAAGAUGGCGAUGAAGGAAAGAAUUAAGUUGCCGAAACAAAAAAUAAAUAAAGCUCCAGGAAAGAAACAUAGGAAGAAAGCUCCGCACCAUAAGACUGGCACCCAGAACAUCAAGUAGACAUUAAAUGCAAAUUAGUGUUGGUAAUAUAGUCUAAAAUAAAAUGAAAAAGGUUAGUCACCAAAACAA